AUGAUCCCUCAACUGUUUCCCUCUUCCGACCAGGGCUGUGCCUAUGUUGCCCAGCUGGUGAUUGAUCGAAUCGUCGCCUUCAAGCCUACCGAGGAGCGGCCCUUUGUUCUCGGCCUGCCCACCGGCUCGUCUCCCGAGGGCGUCUACAGACGACUGGUGGAGGCCCACAAAAACGGUCUGUCGUUCCGAAAUGUGGUCACCUUCAACAUGGACGAGUACUGCGGUCUGGCCCCGACCAACGACCAGUCGUACCACUACUUCAUGUACCAUCACUUCUUCUCCCACGUGGACAUUCCCGAGAAAAACAUUCACAUUCUCAACGGCCAGUCGGACAACUUUGAGCUCGAGUGCGCCAACUACGAGGCCACCAUUGCAUCUUUCGGCGGCAUUGACCUUUUCCUGGCAGGCGUAGGUGUCGAGGGACACAUUGCCUUCAACGAGAAGGGAUCCACGCGCGACUCUCGAACCCGACAGGUGUUUCUGGACGAGAGCACCAUUCGCGUGAACUCUCGAUUCUUCGAGGACCCCUCUCAGGUGCCCCGAUCUGCUCUUUCAGUCGGAGUUUCCACUGUUCUGGCCGCCAAGGAAGUCAUCAUUCUUGCCUUUGGCUUUGCCAAGGCCGAGGCCGUCAAGAAGACCCUUCUGGAUGAGGUCUCUUCUGAUUGUCCUUCUACUUUUGCACGAGAGCACACCAACUCUCAGCUCAUCAUCGAUACCGGCUCGGCCUCAGGUCUGGGAGCUCUGGCUCAGUCUCUGCACAUGCAUGACGGCUCUCCUGUCUUUGAGGAGAUGCCUGCUGUUCAGAAGGUCGAGGCCAAGUGA
This is a messenger RNA of Yarrowia lipolytica CLIB122, 822 nucleotides long. RefSeq lists its product as uncharacterized. Gene Ontology annotation, biological process: N-acetylneuraminate catabolic process; D-glucosamine catabolic process; N-acetylglucosamine catabolic process. Gene Ontology annotation, cellular component: cytoplasm. NCBI's taxonomy places the organism in Eukaryota, Fungi, Ascomycota, Dipodascomycetes, Dipodascales. Gene Ontology annotation, molecular function: identical protein binding; glucosamine-6-phosphate deaminase activity. The record is from RefSeq and is a predicted model, not a curated record.